This is a messenger RNA of Dromiciops gliroides (monito del monte), 7054 nucleotides long. It is a transcript of the gene SORT1, whose product is annotated as sortilin 1. The record is from RefSeq and is a predicted model, not a curated record. Gene Ontology annotation, cellular component: membrane; Golgi apparatus. Gene Ontology annotation, molecular function: protein binding. Lineage: Eukaryota; Metazoa; Chordata; Mammalia; Microbiotheria; Microbiotheriidae. Gene Ontology annotation, biological process: Golgi to endosome transport; vesicle organization; endocytosis.
GCAGCCAAUGAGGACGAGGAUCAGUGGAGGGGGUGUGGCGGACCGCCGAAGAGGGGAGCGGGCGUUUGAGGUUGCAGGUGUCGGCGUCGGCGUCCGACAGCGAUGGAGCUACCCCGGGGAGCUGCUGCAGUCGCCGUCGGUGGUCUCUCGCUCUGGCUCCGUGGCCUCGGCCUUCUCUUCCUCCUGCCCGCCGUCCCAGCCGUCCCCGGCCGGGAUCGGCUGGACGCUUUGCAGCCGCCGCCGGCCGGCGCUCGGACUACACUGUUGGCCAACCCGCGGAGCCCCUUGCCGGGGAGCCGACUGUGGGGAGCCGAGGUCGGCCCCGGCGGCGGCCGGCGGCGGCGGAGCCCGAGCGGGGAGGAGGAGGGCUGCAGCCCGCUACAGGGCUUCGAGGCCAAUCUAGUCAACAACACGUACCAGCAUGUAUUUGAUGAUCUCAGUGGCUCAGUAUCUCUGUCAUGGGUUGGAGACAACACUGGGGUCAUUCUAGUCUUGACCACAUUUCAUGUACCAUUGGUAAUCAUGACUUUUGGACAGUCUAAGCUUUAUCGAAGUGAAGACUAUGGAAAGAACUUUAAAGAUAUCACAAAUCUCAUCAAUAACACUUUCAUUCGGACUGAAUUUGGAAUGGCUAUUGGACCUGAAAACUCUGGGAAGGUGAUUUUGACAGGGGAUGUGUCUGGAGGAAGUCACGGAGGAAGAAUCUUUAGGUCAUCUGACUUUGCGAAGAAUUUUGUUCAGACAGAUCUGCCUUUUCAUCCUCUGACUCAGAUGACCUACAAUCCCCAGAAUUCUGAUUACCUUUUGGUUGUCAGCUCUGAAAAUGGCCUGUGGGUGUCAAGGAACUUUGGGGGAAAAUGGGAAGAAAUCCACAAAGCAGUAUGUUUGGCCAAGUGGGGAUCACGAAACACCAUCUUCUUCACUACCUAUGUGAAUGGCUCCUGCAAAGCUGAUCUUGGAGUAUUGGAAUUAAGAAGAACCUCUGAUUUUGGCCAAAGUAUCAAGACAUUGGAGUACAAAUCUAUUCUGUUUGGCUUGGGGGGACGGUUCCUCUUUGCUUCAGUAAUGGCUGAUAAGGGUGCAACACGAAGGAUUCAUGUGUCCACAGAUGAAGGAGAGACCUGGAGUAUGGCCCAGCUACCUUCUGUGGGACAGGAACAGUUCUACUCUAUUUUAGCAAGCUAUGCUGACAUGGUGUUCAUGCAUGUUGAUGAGCCUGGAGAUACUGGAUUUGGCACAAUCUAUACCUCAGAUGAUCGAGGCAUGGUUUAUUCAAAAUCAUUGGAGAGGCAUCUUUAUAACACUGGAGGGGACACGGCCAUCACCAAUGUGACUUCCCUUCGAGGCGUUUACAUGACCAGUGUUCUCUCAGAGGAUAAUUCUAUCCAGUCCAUGAUACUUUUGACCAAGGAGGACCGAUGGAAGCUCUGAGGAAGCCUGAAAAACAGCAAGUGUGACUCAACGGCUAAAAUAAAGAGGAGGUUGUGCAGUCUUCACAUCCAUGCCUCCUACAGUAUUUCCCAGAAGCUGAAUGUUCCAAUGGCACCCCUGUCAGAGCCCACUGCUGUGGGCAUAGUCAUCGCUCAUGGUAGUGUGGGAGACGCCAUCUCAGUGAUGAUCCCAGACGUUUACAUCACCGAUGAUGGGGGCUACUCCUGGACAAAGAUGCUAGAAGGACCUCACUAUUAUACCAUCCUGGAUUCGGGGGGCCUUAUCGUGGCCAUUGAGCACAGCGGCCAUCCUAUCAAUGUGAUUAAGUUCUCCACGGAUGAAGGACAGUGCUGGAACAUAUACACAUUUUCCAAGGAACCCAUUUAUUUCACUGGCCUAGCAUCAGAGCCAGGAGCCAAGUCCAUGAAUAUCAGUAUUUGGGGUUUUACGGAAUCUUUCUUGUCCCGGAAAUGGGUCUCUUACACCAUCGAUUUUAAAGACAUCCUUGUCAGAAACUGUGAAGAAACGGACUAUACCAUCUGGCUGGCUCACUCCACCAGACCUGGGGACCACGAUGACGGUUGUAUACUGGGCUACAAAGAGGAGUACCUGCGACUGCGAAAGUCUUCAGUCUGCCAGAAUGGGCGAGACUACGUGGUGACCAAACAGCCGUCCGUCUGCACCUGCACUCUAGAGGACUUUCUCUGUGAUUUCGGCUACUUCCGUCCAGAAAAUGAUUCCAAGUGUGUGGAACAGCCCGAGCUGAAAGGCCAUGAUCUCGAGUUCUGUCUAUUUGGGACCGAAGAGCAUUUGACAACAAAAGGGUACCGGAAGAUUCCUGGAGAUAAAUGUCAAGGGGGAAUGAGUCCAGACCGAGAGGAAAAAAACUUGAAAAAGAAGUGUACCAGCAGUUACUUGAGUCCGGACAAGCAGAAAUCUUCAUCAAAUUCUACUCCAAUUAUCCUGGCCAUUGUAGGACUGAUGUUGAUCACAAUCAUAGCUGGAGUUCUCAUUGUAAAGAAAUACGUCUGUGGUGGCAGGUUUUUAGUGCAUAGAUAUUCAAUUCUACAGCAGCAUGCAGAGGCCAAUGGUGUUGAUGGAGUAGAUACUCUGGACACAGUCUCCCCUAGCAAUAAAAAUAAUUACCAUGAUGACUCAGAUGAGGACCUCCUGGAAUAGUUGUUUGAAGCAGUCGGGACAGAGAGGCUCAAGUGCUGGUGUCAUCACAUCCACCUGUUUCUCUGAUCUGGGGAAUGUCCUUCCCAGUAUGAUGAACCCAGCCCCGUUUUUUGCUGCUUCCAGACCCAAAGGACCUUCACAACCUAAAUGCAAGAUGGGGAUGGAAAACCCCCAAGACUCUUCAGGAUUCAAUGACUCUGAGAAGAGAAGAAAUUCUUAAGUCAUUUCUUUUUAUUUUAAUUUGUCCUUCUGCUGAGUGUGGUGGGUUUUUUUUAAAAAAGGGAAAUGAAAUGGAAUUUGAAGGGAAUGUCUCACUAAUGCUAUUAUUGCUGUAUUUUUACAUGGCGCCUACCUCAGGGUAGCUGCCCGCUUUAGCAUAAACUCACAUUGUGCUCCCUGCCAUCGUUGAGCUUUCACAUAAAGCAGCUGCAAGGAAGAGAAUGGAGGCUGCAAAGACUGACAUAGGCCUCACAGGUUUUCUCCAUCUGGGGACAAGGCUGAUCCCAGACCAGCAGGCCCUGGCCCAGCACAGGACUCUCCCCCAACCCCAGGAUCUUACAGAGGCAAUAGACCACAGUGGUUUUUAUUUCCCCCAUUUUCAUCAGGCAUUAUUACCCUUAUUUGUUGCCCUCUGAGUUUAAACUGAGCCAUGAGCUUCUGAAGUACUAAAUCAGGAAAGUUUAAAGGGGAAUAUUCUUAACUGGGCAGGGCGGGGGGCAGAGGGGGGGGAGGGGAUGGAGGGAGUGGGAUAGAAGGGAAUAUAUUAGAUUUAGAAUCAAAUACAGAAGAAAUUAUUGUUCUUUUUGAGGCAUUUGUCAGACAUGCUUUGUGUAUGUGUGUGCUGAUGGGCUUGCUGCAAAGUAUGUACUCGAUAUGGAUGCUUAAUUAGGUUAAAUGAUUUCUUCAAGAGCUAAUUUUCUGAGGAAGCAGCGCAGCUAUAGGGUUAGGCAUUGCUGUAUUCCAUUUCUUUCAUUUCUUGGCCCUUUGGUACCUCACUGAACCAUUCAAUUGAAUUGUAAAAACAGAUACCUAUUUUUUCUUCUUUUGAGUUGCUGUUAUCUAUCCAUCAAGUUAGGACCAAGAUUUUCAGACUUAAAGGCUUUAAAAAAAUAAUUUUAUUCCUGGAUUGCCCUCCUCAUCUCUGUUCCCUGUUCUGCCAAGCAAUUUGUUAGCUCAAAGGUUUGGCUAUAACCUUGCCCAUCUGGAGCCAUGCUUCUUGGAAAACAUCUUCCAACCUAGAUGACAGAUGCUUUAUGAUGCGUUUAAAAAUUGGGGGGCAGGGGGAGUACCCUUUCUCUGACAUUUUUUCCAUAGUAAAUGGAUUAAAGAGUUAGUAGUGGAUUUUUUUUCUUCCUCAUGUAGUAAGGAAAAUUGCAAUCAUUAGUUAUGCUGUAGCUUAAAUAUUUGCUGUACAUGAUACAGUCUAGGAAGUUCAGUUUAUGUAUACUGUGCCGGUCACAGUUCCUCGGUUUUCCCUUUAACGGUGAUUUGGGACUUUUCUGUCCUUAGAAGCUGCUGUUUUACUGCUGGGUCAGAUUGUGGUUAGGAAGUCAGUAAAGAUUAAAUGUGCCAAAUUAACUUUUGUUGACAUUCAUGAACAGAUGGCUAAAUUCUCCAUCACCGGCAUGGAUUAACAACAGCAGGGAAAGUAGAGAAGAAAAAAUCCAAGAGACUUUGCAACUGCAGUAAAUUAAAUGAGUCAGGAUUGCUUAGGGAGAAGAUGAGACAGAAAGUUACCAAUUUUUAUAAAGGGAGCUAGCAUAUGUUAAGGCUAGAAAGCACCAGGCUUUUAGAAUGAAAAGGGUUUUUAGAUCAUUUUAACUCUUACAUCAUCCCAAAAGUAUACCAGAUCCCAGGUUACAGUAUUUUCAGCAAUUCAUUUUCUUCCUUCUCGUGCUCAAAACUGAUGCUCAGAAAAGACUUAUUUAUAUCACAUUCCCCAUCUCCUCAUUAUAUAUUAAAUUAGGAACUGGCACUAUCUUCCCUUUAGUGUAAAUGUUCGAAAAUACACAGAUUAAUUCCAACAAAUAUAUAUAAUAGAAAAGUUAAUAUUUUUUACUAGACUACUGCCCAUUCUUGCAUUUACAUAUGCAAGGCACUUCUGAACAUAUUCACAUUUCAAACUGAAUUCCGGAAAUAUGUAGGGCUAGGAUUAUCCCCAUUUUGCAGGUGAUAAAAUUGAGCGACAGGAGUGACUUGCCCAAGGUUACACAGCACUUAGGGGCAGAGCUUGUUGCAGUCUUAAGAUAACCUUGGACGUUUUACUUUAUGUAAUCCUAUGCUGAACACUUGUUUUAUCUUUAGCUUCAGAUGACUCACUAUAGGUCUCCAUAAAAGGCUUUUCUUUUUACAAAAAGGAUUUCUUUUUAUGUCUGGGGGUAGGGGAUAACCCAGUGAUGCAUCACCCAACUUCUCCCAUUCUUUUUCUCUGACUGAUUAGCCCAGUUGGUUAGAGAACUGUGUUGGUGAAACCUAGGCCAUGGGUUCAUUUCCUGUAUGGAUUAUUUAACUGCUGUUUUGCAGUUGCAAACUUCAUACCCCUUUCAAUAUUGUUUGGCAGAUAUGGAUCCUUGUGCAGGAGAGAGUUGAUCCAUUAGCAGAAAUUUAUUACUGCUUCUAGGACAAAAAGGAACUUGAAAUUUAUGGCCUCCUGAUGCUGGGUCAGUAGCAUCAUUUUCCCUCGUGAAUACUCUUGGUGGCAGAGUUGUGAUUUCUGCAACUUUUAUUAGUAGCAUUUGUUGAAGAUAUGCCGAAAGUGUGUAGGACCAACCCCAAGAUAAACUGAGCCCUUCAAUCUUGGUGGAAAAGUUGCCCUCCCCCAGGAACCGGAAGUAUCCUCUUUGCUGGAGGCCAAGUGCUUUGGUUUCCCCAUCCAAGGGCCAGGAUGUGGAUACACAUGGGAUGGGAGUGAGGUUCAGAUAUUUUAGAAAAGACUUUGGUAGAAUGAAGCUCCUUGAAAGGAGUUCUAGCAGACUCGUUGUCUUCCAUCAGCCCUCCUCGGCUCCUAGGUGGCCCCAGAAAAUAUUCUUGCUCAGCUCGAGCUUUCUGUAAUUCUUCACUGUAACUCUGAUUUGCCUCUGGGUUCCCUAAUCUUCCUAACUUGGUCUCUCAGUCUACUGACCAGUGUGAACUAGACACUUCGUUUUUAAAGAAUGCUGCCCCAUCCUGCUAUAGACACUAGUCUGUAAACCAUGAUUUGUUCUCCAGUGACUUUAGGCUGGAGGCCCUAGACAAAUACAGGAAGCCUCGUUGCUUUCCAUUUGGCCUAAUGACAGGCUGGACUAGCCUGGCCCUAGUCAUUUAUUGCCCAGACGGAGCGGGGAGAAUGUCUGUCUCCUGUCAUGAGAACCUGACAAAGCAAUGAAUCAGGUUGCUUAAGCAAAUCUUCCUGAACACCAGCACCUCCCUUCUUCAGUCAAGCAAGUGAACACAUGUGCUUCAACAUCUUUUGAACAGAACCAAAGUUAAGAUUCUCUGCAUCUGUCAGCACUUAGAUGGCUUACAGGUCCCGUCCCGCCAUUGGCUCUCCCAUAUCUGGCCAGCCUGAGGAGUGCUGCUGCCCUGUCAUAGUGAAUUGAUAGCCAUACCUACAAGUGCUCCAGGGCUUUCUUCCCCGUGGAGAAUGACUGUCAUAACAGGAUCUUCUGGAUUUCUCUUAAGUUACAAUGAAACUGUCAGGAUUGAAAUACUAACUUGGAAUUAUCCACAACAGCUUUCUAUGUGCAUUUUUUCAAACUGGUACAUUCUUAAUGGUCCUUGUUUAUACAUAGGUCUCAUAAAGCUAAUCUGUACCUUUUAUAUAUAUAUAUAUGUAUGUAUGUAUGUAUGUGUGUAUAUAUACAUAUAAAAACUGUAUAUUCUACAUAAUAAUGAUUUAUUGAUGUGCCCCAGAAUUUUAAUGAAAUUUCCUUCCUUAGUUUUCUUUCUGGUAAUAUGAACAACUCCCUGGGAAUUCAGUUCAUUUACCUUCUUUGGAAAGUCUAGGAGCACAACUAUUGGUUGGACUCUCCUUUUGUCCUGGUGGACAGAAGUAAUGAGAGUCACCCUGUGUUGAUGCCUGGGCCUAUUCCUUGUCCCUUCGUAAGUAAAUGGUCCCAAUGCUUCCCCACCUGAGAGGCAGCUGCUUUCCUACUGAGGCAUGAGGCCGUACUGGAGAUGUUGUCACUGCAUGUGCUCUAAUACUCAUUUUAUCUUCUUUUGGCACAGCCAAUUGCAUGUAGGGCAGGAAAAUGAUGUUCCAGUAACCCAUGUCAGUUACGCAAUAAAGCCAUCUCUCUCUCUCUCUCUCUCUCUCUCUCUCUCUCUCACACACACACACACACACACACACACACACACCAACUCUUCCAUAUUUAGUACCUCCCAAGAAAGGGUAAAAAAGAUUGAAAUGAAACUCAAAAUUUCUUUAGCAUUAUGUAAAUAAAUCUGGAUGUGUUUAACUUUG